AAAAAGGACAGAUAUAAAUGCGGACGGAAAAUGGCAUGGCGCGGCGAACUAGAGGUUGCACGAGAAAGUCCCAAAGUACCUAUUGAACGAACCACUCAGUCGAUGCAAUUGCGUGCGCUGCGGCACACCCGUUCUCCUCUUCGAGGUUGUCGGAUCCCCGUAGCCUUGAGUGAAUCUCACAGAGAAGAUUUCUCCGGUGCCGCUCCGUGGAAGAAGUGAUUUCUUGAGUUUGCCUCUCGCAGACGUGGACUGAUCGCGUCAUCGAGCGGAAUUCCAAUUGCGAAGAGAGAGACACGUCACGAUGGCUAAACCGAAACGGUAAUGAGUGCCACUUAAAUCAAAAGUGUUCUAUUAAAGGGGAAAAUUCGCCAUCCGCGAUUCACUUUGAACAACUUUGAUUCUUUUGAUAGUGCGCUGUUAUCUGUCGUGUGCUGCGAAGAAGAUGAUUUCUUUUAAGAGUUCUUAUGCGAUCGCGUUUACGAGGAAUGUAUAGACUUGCAAGUGUCUCUCGGAUUCGACAAAGUGUUUUCCAAGGAUUGAAUAAGCUAAAGCAACUCAAGUUAAAUUCCAAUCGGAUAACGAAUGUCUCCAGAGCACUACUAUGUGACUUGGUUGGUCUGGGGAGACUCUUUCUCAUGCAGAAUGAGAUCAGCACUCUGGAAUCGGGAAUGUUUCGAGACUUAGUUCAACUGGAGCUGUUACGAUUGGAUGAAAACAAAUUGUCUCACAUUGUAGCCGGCACUUUUGCAGGGCUCUCUAAUCUGAAAGAGAUGAGCCUCUCCGACAAUGAAAUUCAUACGGUGGAUGAUGACGCUUUUUCUGAUCUCGUCAAAUUGGAAUAUCUCUACUUCUUCGGCAACAACUCCACUGAAAUUGAUAAGGAAAUCAGUGACCUCCCGCUCAAUGUUACAUCAUAUUAUAGGAAAUCAUCAUAUCAUAGGAAAUAUCUAUCUGUCUAUAUCUUAGUUUAAAAA
Pogonomyrmex barbatus (red harvester ant) is the source of this 974-nucleotide messenger RNA. Its product is annotated as leucine-rich repeat-containing protein 15-like. NCBI's taxonomy places the organism in Eukaryota, Metazoa, Arthropoda, Insecta, Hymenoptera, Formicidae. The record is from RefSeq and is a predicted model, not a curated record.